AUCGAGCGGCUGAAUCCGGAGAAGCAGAGCCAACCACCGCUAACGGCGCUCAACUCGUCUGGACUACCCGGGCUAACUUUAGCUACAUGUGCUGAGGUCGAUCCCGACUGCAACGAUGCCCACGGUUACUUUACCGCCGAAGGAGAACGCUCUCUUUAAGAGGAUUCUGCGAUGUUACGAGCACAAACAAUACAGAAAUGGGCUCAAGUUCUGCAAACAGAUCCUGUCCAACCCCAAAUUUGCAGAACAUGGAGAGACAUUGGCCAUGAAAGGUUUGACCCUGAACUGUCUGGGAAAGAAGGAAGAGGCCUACGAACUGGUGAGAAGAGGCCUCCGCAACGACCUCAAAAGCCACGUCUGCUGGCACGUUUACGGCUUACUGCAGCGCUCGGACAAGAAGUACGACGAGGCCAUCAAGUGUUACCGCAAUGCUUUAAAGUGGGAUAAGGACAACCUGCAGAUCCUUCGAGACCUGUCGCUGCUGCAGAUCCAGAUGAGAGACCUUGAGGGAUACAGGGAGACGAGGUACCAGCUCCUGCAGCUGCGCCCGGCCCAGAGGGCCUCAUGGAUUGGUUAUGCCAUCGCCUAUCACCUUCUGGAAGAUUAUGAAAUGGCUGCAAAAAUCAUCGAAGAGUUCAGAAAAACACAGCAGACUUCUCCAGACAAAGUGGACUAUGAGUAUAGCGAGUUGCUGCUGUACCAGAACCAGGUUUUGAGGGAAGCAGGUCUGUACAAAGAGGCCCUGGAUCAUCUGUCCAACUAUGAGAAGCAGAUCUGCGAUAAACUUGCAGUGGAGGAGACGCGAGGAGAGUUGCUGUUGAAGUUGGAGCGUCUGGAUGAAGCUACUGAGGUCUACAGGCGUCUGCAGGAGAGGAACCCGGAGAACUGGUCGUAUUACCAUGGUUUGGAGAAAGCCCUAAAGCCAAGCAGCGUUGAGGAGAAACUGAAGAUCUAUGAAGAAACCUGGGAGAAGUUUCCUAAGGGGCUGGUUCCUCGGAGGCUGCCACUCAACUUUCUCUCUGGUGAGAAGUUCAGGGAGUGCCUGGAUAGAUAUCUGAGGAUGAACUUUAGUAAAGGCUGUCCGCCUGUCUUCACCACGCUCAAAUCAUUGUACAGCGACAAAGAAAAGGUGGCAAUUAUAGAGGAAUUGGUGGUCAGCUAUGAAACAUCAUUGAAAAGCUGUCGAAUGUUUAGCCAGAACGAUGAUGGGAAGGAGGAACCUCCAACCACAUUACUCUGGGUGCAGUACUUCCUGGCUCAACACUAUGACAUGAUUGGCCAGCAGACCCUCGCUCUAGAACAUAUUAACACAGCCAUCGAGAGCACGCCCACACUCAUCGAACUCUUCCUCAUCAAAGCCAAGAUUUACAAGCAUGCUGGGAACAUCAGAGAGGCCGCUCAGUGGAUGGACGAGGCCCAGGCUCUGGACACCGCUGACAGAUUCAUCAACUCCAAGUGUGCCAAGUACAUGCUGAAGGCUGGCAUGAUCAAAGAGGCGGAGGAAAUGUGCUCCAAGUUCACACGGGAGGGGGCGUCAGCGGUGGAGAACCUGAACGAGAUGCAGUGCAUGUGGUUCCAGACUGAAUGUGCGCUCGCCUACAAGGGCAUGAACAAGUUUGGAGAAGCGCUGAAGAAGUGUCACGAGAUAGAGAGGCAUUUUGUGGAGAUCACGGAUGACCAGUUCGACUUUCACACCUACUGCAUGAGGAAAAUGACGCUACGCUCCUACGUGGACCUCCUAAAGCUGGAGGAUGUUCUCCGGAUGCAUCCUUUCUAUUACAAGGCUGCUACCACAGCGAUCCAGAUUUACCUCAGCCUCCAUGACAAUCCCCUGACUGAUGACAGCAAAGAGCUGCAGGCAGACACUGCCAACCUGUCGGACAAAGAACUGAAGAAGCUUAGGAACAAACAGAGAAGAGCUCUGAAGAAGGCCCAGCUGGAGGAAGAGAAGAAGAAUGCAGAGAAGGAGAAGCAGCUAAAGAACCAGAAAAAGAAGAAGGAAGAUGAUGAUGAGGAAAUCGGAGGGCCUAAGGAGGAGCUCAUUCCUGAGAAACUGGUCAAGGUUGAAAGUCCGCUGGAGGAAGCGGUGAAGUUCCUAACGCCUCUGAAGCACCUGGUUAAAGACAAAAUUGAGACGCACCUGUUGGCCUUUGAGAUUUACUUCAGGAAAGAUAAAUACCUGUUGAUGCUCCAGUCGGUGAAGAGAGCCCUGGCCAUUGAUCCAGACCACCCUUGGCUUCACCAGUGUCUGGUGCGCUUCUUCAAAGGAGUGUCGGAGAGCAAGGAGCUGCCGGAGGUGGUCAGGACAGUGCUGAAGCAGGAGAUCACACGGCUGUUUGGAGACAGCAACCCCAAGAGCUUCAACCAGGCCUACCUCAGCAAGCACUCCAACUCCAUACCACACCGCCUGGCUGCUGCUAAGAUGAUGGCGUAUCUGGACUCGUCAACGGAAGCUAAAGCAGCAGAACUGGCCACAUCACUGGAUGAGUCUCUGAACAACAGAACUAUUCAGACCUGCACAGAAGUCCUGGAGUGUCUUCGGAGCGGCUCGCUGGGAGACUCUAAGGAGCACGCGGAGUCAUACCGCGUCGAGUGUCACAAGCUUUAUCCGUACACGUUAGCUUUCAUGCCCCCCGGCUAUGAGGAGAACACCAAGAUCGCCAACGGAGACGUCUCCACAGAAACCGAGGAGCUUGGAAAUGAGAUCUGAGUGCUGCAGAAGAGCUGCGGAUGAGAAAAGGAAUUGGGCCGAGCACAGAGCCUUGUGGUACGCCGGGUAGCCAUAAAUUCUUUUUUUUUUUUUUUUUUUUUAAGAGCCAG
Cyprinodon variegatus (sheepshead minnow) is the source of this 2820-nucleotide messenger RNA. RefSeq names its product N(alpha)-acetyltransferase 15, NatA auxiliary subunit (gene naa15b). Lineage: Eukaryota; Metazoa; Chordata; Actinopteri; Cyprinodontiformes; Cyprinodontidae. Gene Ontology annotation, molecular function: protein binding; protein-N-terminal amino-acid acetyltransferase activity. The coding region runs from base 116 to 2710 and encodes 864 amino acids. The record is from RefSeq and is a predicted model, not a curated record. Gene Ontology annotation, cellular component: NatA complex; cytoplasm. Gene Ontology annotation, biological process: N-terminal peptidyl-methionine acetylation. The transcript is spliced from 20 exons.